AGUUGUUGCUCACAUAAAGUGUUUUGGCAUGCGCACUCAUAAUUUCUUUCUCUAUCCAGACCUUGCAGACCUCCAGUGCACUGCACGCUCCUAAAUGAUUAACACUGCAGCUUCCCAGUGUGUAAGGACAACAACACGGUCGUGAUUGAGUUACAAAGCACAAUAGGAGAGAAAAAGUCAAGCUUUGUCUGAUUGUUCCUUGACAGGGUCAGAGGCUGCUGUCUCCAGAGGCUGCAGGGCUGUCACUGGGCAGGGAGUGACAGCAAGGUGACUGAGGGGAGGCUCUAUAAAUUGUUGGGCGCCGAGUAAACCUCUCCAAAGACGCGGAGAAGAGAAUCCUGCGCGUAAUUCCACUGCAGUGCCCCGCCGCCGGCUGUCACGGACGAUGGCCGCAAAAGCAGAGCUUUCAGGCUGGCCAGACUACCCCGAGGACUUCGCCCUGCUGCAACAGAGAAACGUGGCCCACAUCAGCUCCAAAACGUGGAUUUCCUCCAAUUCGGUCCGCGCCUAUUCGCGGAGGGACGCGCACGCUGCGGCAGAGGCGGGCAUUUCGUUGGAGAAACUCGGGCCGGUGGGCAAACUCCACGAGUGCGCGUCCACGGAGACGGGCCCCGCCAGGGCGUCUGAUGGAGACAAGGGGAGCAGCGUGGGGCCUCAGAGACACCGGCGCGUCGCAGCCAACGCCAGGGAGAGGAGGCGGAUGCACGGUCUGAACAAAGCCUUCGACGAGCUGAGGAGCGUCAUCCCAUCCCUGGAAAACGAGAAAAAGUUAUCCAAGUACGACACCCUCCAAAUGGCGCAGAUUUACAUCACGGAGCUGUCUGAGCUCCUGGCCGGCGUGGUUCAGCAGGAGGCGAGAAGUCCUCGCUCAGAGACCUCCAUGAGGAGCCUGAUCCACUCCCUCCGGCCAGAGGCGGCUGCGCAGCCCCCAAUCCUGCUGAGCGCAGAGGAGCAGCAGCAGCAGCGAGACCCGUCCAUCAACCGCCUGAUCAUCCUCGGACCUCCGUCAGUGUUAGAGUCAAAGAAAUCAGAGUCCUCCUCCAACAGCAGCGACGGGGAAGCCUCAAAUCUCAGCGACACGGAGGACAGUCAGAGUGGGAGACUUUGAGAGAACCCGUUGUCUCCAACAGGUUGCCAGAUGUUGAAAUGGCAGCGGAUCAUAGUGAGACAGAUCUGCUGUCUAAUCUGCUGUCAUCUCUGAUAGAGCAGAUGUUGCACUGCUGGAUUUCAAAAGUGAAGGAAACUUAUUCAUUUCGCAGAGAUCCUGAUUUUUUUUUUCCUUCUUCUUCUUGAUGAACGAAAAAAAGGCCUUCAUUUGCACUUUAUGGUCCCGAACAACAACUAGAGGCAUUUUUUAACAGUCAUUGGUUGGAUUCUAGCUUUUAUUUCUAAUUAAAACAAGUAUUUUUCUAUUUAAGAAUAGCUAAUCUGUAUUUUAUGAGGGAUGUUUUUGCUACAAUAAAGAUAUAAUGAAGUGA
Molecule: messenger RNA, 1478 nt
Organism: Fundulus heteroclitus (mummichog)
Lineage: Eukaryota; Metazoa; Chordata; Actinopteri; Cyprinodontiformes; Fundulidae
Gene: atoh1b
Product: atonal bHLH transcription factor 1b
Exons: 1
Coding region: 386-1108 (240 amino acids)
Molecular function (GO): protein dimerization activity
Source: RefSeq, a predicted model, not a curated record